AAGCGAUUGCAUAACAAAUCUAACCUAGAAAUCCACGUUGUUUACACUGAUUUAAAACUAAUGAUAAGAGUUUUGGUGAUGUGUUGACUUUUUACGGACUAUGUUCAUUAAAAAAAUGCAUUAAAAUUUAAAUGUCAACUAUUUUAAUUUUUUAAUUUUCCUUAUCGAACAAAUAUAAUUACAUUCUCUCGAAAUACACACAUAUACAUGUUAUUGACGGUUUUUGACAGUCGUGUACCACCUUCACCUGAUACUGGGCAACAACAUUUGUUAUGAUUUUAUUGAAGUUAAGGUAGGCAUUCUACAUAAUCCGUGUUAGAAAUAAAUCAUGUUUCGAAGUAAGUUUCGCCUUCAUACUUGCAAGAUAGUCAUAGCUACCUCAUUACUAUGGAUAUUCAUCGACAUUUUGAUACUGAUGUAUUACCCAGACUGCAUCGGUCCUAACUGCAAAUCGAACAAUAUUAAUGAACAAGAUGAGUCCUACGAAGAAGCAACUGCAGCUAGAAUGGGUUGGGGAUCCAUGCAAAAAAAUAUGCUCCAACGAUUCAAACAUUACAGUGACAAUACUACUUAUCCACCAUAUAUGCUCAAGCACUGGAAACCUAUGCCUCCAGUACGGGAAAAACAUGGAAGACCCGGUGAAGGAGGGCAGGGUGUCAUAAUAAAACCAGAACAAGAACUCAUUAUGAAAGAAAAGUUUAAAGAAAACCAGUUCAAUAUAAUGGCUAGUGAUAUGAUUUCAUUAAAUCGGUCUUUGAAAGAUGUUCGACAACCUGAUUGUAAAAAUAAAAAGUACCCUACUCUAAUGCCUACCACUUCUAUUGUUAUUGUAUUUCAUAAUGAAGCUUGGUCUACAUUGUUAAGAACUGUUUGGAGUGUCAUUAAUCGGUCACCUCGUGCACUUUUAAGGGAGAUUUUAUUAGUUGAUGAUGCUAGUGAAAGAGACUUUUUGGGACAAAAAUUAGAAGAUUAUGUAGCUACUCUACCUGUUGAAACUAAAGUAUUAAGAACGGUUAAACGUUCUGGAUUAAUCAGAGCUCGCUUACUAGGUGCUAAACAUGUGAAAGGCCAAAUAAUUACAUUUUUAGAUGCGCAUUGUGAAUGUGCUGAUGGUUGGCUAGAACCACUGUUAGCUAGAAUAGUAAUUAAUAGGAAAACUGUAGUCUGCCCAGUCAUUGAUGUAAUUUCUGAUGACACUUUUGAAUAUGUUACUGCAUCUGACAUGACUUGGGGAGGAUUUAAUUGGAAAUUGAACUUCAGAUGGUAUCGAGUUCCACAAAGAGAAAUGGUAAGACGUAAAAACGAUCGCACAGCACCACUAAGAACUCCAACUAUGGCUGGUGGACUAUUUUCAAUUGACAAAGACUAUUUUUAUGAAAUAGGUUCUUAUGAUGAAGGAAUGGAUAUUUGGGGUGGUGAAAAUCUUGAAAUGUCCUUCCGUAUUUGGAUGUGUGGUGGCACUCUGGAAAUAUCGCCAUGUUCACAUGUUGGCCAUGUUUUUCGAAAAUCCACACCAUAUACAUUCCCAGGUGGUACUUCACACAUAGUCAAUCACAACAAUGCUCGCCUUGCUGAAGUUUGGAUGGAUGAUUGGAAACAUUUUUACUACGCCAUUAAUCCAGGUGCAUCUAGUGUAGAAGUAGGAGAUGUAUCAGAUCGUUUAGCAUUACGAACAAAAUUGCAAUGCAAACCAUUCCGUUGGUAUCUCGAAAAUAUUUAUCCAGAAUCACAGAUGCCAUUGGAUUAUUAUUAUUUAGGAGAAAUAAAAAAUGUUGAAUCGAUGCAGUGUUUAGAUACAAUGGCACGUAAAAGCGGUGAAAAAGUUGGCAUGAGUUUUUGUCAUGGUCUUGGAGGAAAUCAAGUAUUUGCGUACACGAAACGUGCACAAAUAAUGUCUGACGAUAACUGUUUGGAUUCAGCCAACAUGUUAGGACCAGUUAAUUUAGUUAGAUGUCACGGUCUUGAAGGUAAUCAAGCGUGGGUAUAUGAUACCAAGACGUUAACCAUAAAGCAUAGGACUACAGAACAGUGUCUUGAACAUUCUAAUGCUGAACAAUAUACUGCCAUUUUAAGUGAUUGUGAUGGAUCACCUACCCAACAGUGGACAAUGAAGAGUAGUUUCCACUGGCAAGCAGCUAGCUCAAGCUCAAGUUAACAUUUACUUUAUAGUAAUGCUAUAUUUGUAAUUGAAUGUUAUUUGAUAUUAAUUAGUAUAUAUAUAGUUAUAUAUAUAUUAUUAUGUCGUAAGGGAUCAAAAUAUUUUCUACUGAACAAAAUACUACUUAAAAAGUAUAGAAGCAAAGCAUCACCAGUUAUUGAUCAAUCUAUCAAUCCAUGACAGUUUAUUUUUUUAAUUAGUUAAAAUCUAAAAGCCAUAAAUCAAAUUUUUUUAUAUAAAGUUUUAUUCAAUUUACAAUGUUACUUAAAAAGAAAAAAAUAUAAUUUAGUGAUUGUUUAUGUCUUAAUGGAAAUUUGGUGAAAAUAAACACUUGUGAUAUUUACAAAUGAUUUAGGUUAUCGUAAUUAUUACUUUGUAAAAAUAAAUAUAUAUUUACUUCAUUAAAUAAUUAUAUAGAUUAUAAGAAUCGUCUUAUGCAAUAUGCAUACAUAAAUUAAGUACAUUACUAGCUAAUUCACAUAAAGACACAAAUUUCACACAUAACUCAACAUGUUAACACACAAUUUUAGACAAAUAGUUUUUUGCUAUAUUUAUAUCAUUGUUUGCUUACAAAAUUUUGAAUGAUUAGUAUGUCUCAGAAUAUCAAUUAUUACCUCUUUAUCUAACAUGUUUAUAACCCUUUACAAUUUUGAUAUUAUUAUAAUAGAAAUUAUUAAAAUAUUAUUAAUAAUUGUUUUUAUACUAUUCUGAUCUGAUUUUACACAAGAUCUGAUGUUUGUAUUGUAAUUUUUUAACACAUAAAAUUACUAGUUGAACAGAGUUAUCAUAGUUGGUGUAUUCUGAAAUAUUCAAUACUAUUGUACAUGCAAUCGAGCAAAUUUAUUUUUACACACAAAAAAUCAAAGACAAAAGUAUUGCUGAUUUUAUGGAAGUUUCCAACAUUUUUUUAAUUACUUAAUUAACAAUAUUACCAAUGUGUUUUAAGUUAUAAUUGUAUAAAUAAUAUUUCAGUUAUAAAUAGUAAAGAAAUUAUAGUGUUUUUAUCCACACACGUGUAUAUCUAAAAUGAUAUUUAUUAAAAUGUGAAUGGCCAUUUUAAGCUUUUAUCCGUCCUCUUUAAAUCAUAUUAUUAUUUUUUAAAAAUUGUAUUAAACUAAGUAAACUAACCCACUUAAACUAUAAUAAUUGUAAAAUAUGGAAAAAGAGUAUUUUUGUAAAAAUAAUU
Adelges cooleyi (spruce gall adelgid) is the source of this 3344-nucleotide messenger RNA. It is a transcript of the gene Pgant5, whose product is annotated as polypeptide N-acetylgalactosaminyltransferase 5. NCBI's taxonomy places the organism in Eukaryota, Metazoa, Arthropoda, Insecta, Hemiptera, Adelgidae. Gene Ontology annotation, cellular component: Golgi apparatus. The record is from RefSeq and is a predicted model, not a curated record. The transcript is spliced from 9 exons. The coding region runs from base 329 to 2155 and encodes 608 amino acids.